AUGUCCGACGGACCGAAUGUGUGCUCAUUUCCGCAGCUUUUCAAAGUCCGCCAUGGCGAAGGCGCAGCUAUCCUGCCUCCUCCACCUUCUCCCCAAUUGACGCGGUUAAGCCUGCAAUAUGACCGAAAGCAGUGGAACAAGAGCACGAGACCUGCGAGAAUAUUUCAGAAAGAUCACCUACCACGAUUGAAAUACCACAACCCCGGUUUACCGAUCAGAGUAGAACAGGGACCCCGGCGACUACAAUUGACGUUUGAGAGUGCCGACCAGCAGGCGCUGAGAGAGCUGGAAAAGACGUCUUUAGAAACAAGCAACGACGGCGAGUAUCGAGAAACGUGGACCGAAAUAGAGGCCAAGUCGCAAGCUUCCGACCAGACAACCUCCAGCGCAUCACCAUCUUCGUCAUCGAACCCUACUCCGACGUCGACAUUCACCAGAACUGUGGAACUGCGUUUAGGGCCACACCAACCAGGGAGCAUAUGGAAAUGGUUCCAGAACACCACAAGAUGCGAGGACUACCCUGAGAACCCUGAGGAAACCGAGCAAAUGGAAAGACUAAAGGAAUUCUUUGCACGGGCAGAAGAGGACCGGCAGCGGGUCAAAGCUGGCAUGGACGCGAUCAGGAAACAAAAGGAGGACUUGAAAAGAGCACGGGAGGCUGCCGAGAGAAUGGCCAACGAGGCAUAA
Molecule: messenger RNA, 687 nt
Organism: Fonsecaea monophora
Lineage: Eukaryota; Fungi; Ascomycota; Eurotiomycetes; Chaetothyriales; Herpotrichiellaceae
Exons: 1
Coding region: 1-687 (228 amino acids)
Source: RefSeq, a predicted model, not a curated record